UUCCAAUUCUCUGUUGUCAUAUAAUGUUAUAAAAACUUCAGUUGCACAAUAUUCAGCUCAAAAUUUCCAUUCUUGAUAUCCCAUUGAAGCCCAAGCAAUAGAACAUCUCUCAUCAACAUGGACACAGCAGCUCCCAAGUUUCUCUUUUUAUGCCUUCUCUCUAUCCCCAUUGUCUGCUCCUCAGGGGCGAUUCGGUCUGCGGCUGAGGGUAUUCAUCAACAAGAACUUCGAAGAGAUGAGAAUAUGCUCCAUCCGUCCCGUAGAGAAUUAGUAACUAAUCCUGCAGCCACAAACCCUGUCACUGUCACUGCGCCGCCUGAUACUUCAACCCCCGCGAUCGUCACCGUUUCCCCCACUCCAGUCUCCACACCGGUAACAGUUUCUCCUACAACACCUACCACAAGUCCCACAAAUCCUGCAGGCCAGGUGACCAAUCCGGUAACGACUCCCAGCACCAAUAAUCCUGGCGGCCAACCGGUGACAAAUCCUGCCACCCCAACAGGCGGCGUUCCCACCACGACUCCGGUUGUGGGGCCUCCUGCUGCCACCAAUGCACCUGCUGCUCCAGGCCAGAGCUGGUGUGUGGCAAAGAAUGGAGUGCCAGAGAAAACUGUUCAACAGGCAUUGGAUUAUGCUUGUGGGAUUGGAGGAGCAGAUUGUUCAGCCAUCCAGCAAGGUGCAAGCUGCUACAAUCCUAACACUCUCCAGAACCAUGCUUCAUAUGCCUUCAACAGCUAUUACCAGAAGAAUCCAGUGCAAACAAGCUGUGAUUUUGGAGGUGCUGCUACCAUCACCAAUGUGAAUCCAAGCUCUGGUUCUUGCAUUUUUGCAACGUCGGCUUCAUCCUCAACAUCACCAACAACGGCAUCUCCGACAACACCAACUCCAACAACGGCGUCUCCAUUGACUCCUACUCCAACUACAGAAUCUUCUACUGGAGCAACAACAACCAGUACCGGUGCUCCACCAGCCAUGUUGAAUUCAAGCUACCCUGCACUGGGAGGUGCCACCACAGGCUAUGGAGAUAGCCCUCUCAGUGGCAACACUUCUUCCAUUUCCAUGUCGAGCAGUCUGCGGCCAUUCAUCAGCUGCAUUGUUGUGGUGACAUCUAUUAUCACAGGGAGGCUAGUUUAGAAUAGUUAGAGCCAAAAUCAAAGAAACAGAAUCUCAUUGCUCAAGAAUAUGUAAAGGUUUGCAGGAAACAUAGUCUAAGAAUUUCCAGUGCGUCAGGAUUGUAAUAUGCUCAAGGGUCGAUCUGAUCAGCAUUAGAUUCAGUUUCCACAAUUAUACUUGGUGGUUCUUGAGAUCCUUGUUAGGACCUAACAUAUAUAGUAUUUGUGAGAGGGCAGAUUGAUGUAUUAAGAGCUUGUUUCCAUUACUAAGAUCUUUGUAGAGGUAGUGGCAUCUAAUGUCCUUUGAAGUUUAAAAACUAGUAUGUAGCACCAAAAAACAGCGAGGUGUAGACAGAAUUUAUGAACAGCAUUGCAAAUUUUCUGCUUUUCA
This is a messenger RNA of Sesamum indicum (sesame), 1503 nucleotides long. RefSeq names its product Carbohydrate-binding X8 domain superfamily protein. The record is from RefSeq and is a predicted model, not a curated record. NCBI's taxonomy places the organism in Eukaryota, Viridiplantae, Streptophyta, Magnoliopsida, Lamiales, Pedaliaceae.